Molecule: messenger RNA, 855 nt
Organism: Diplodia corticola
Lineage: Eukaryota; Fungi; Ascomycota; Dothideomycetes; Botryosphaeriales; Botryosphaeriaceae
Product: short-chain dehydrogenase
Exons: 2
Coding region: 1-855 (284 amino acids)
Cellular component (GO): intracellular anatomical structure
Molecular function (GO): oxidoreductase activity, acting on NAD(P)H, oxygen as acceptor
Source: RefSeq, a predicted model, not a curated record
AUGGGCUCCAUUAAAAAUAGCCAGGAGGUCCUUCAGGGCGAGGGCACCGCCAUGCCCGCUUUCCUCAGCACCGAGCCGCCAGCAGACAUGAACUGGCAGGUGACGCUGAAGGACAAGGUCAUUGCAAUCACUGGAGCGAACCGCGGCAUCGGCCUGGGCAUCGCCGAAGUCUGCCUGGCCAACUCGGCCAAAGCCGUCUACUCCCUCGACAUCCUGGAGCCAGGUGACGACUUCCACGCCCUGGCAAAGCGACACCCGCACAUCCAGCACAUCCACACCGACGUCACCGACGAAUCCAGCAUCGAAGCCGCGCUCGACGCCAUCGAGGCCGCGUCCGGCCCUCUCCACGGCUUCGUCGCCAACGCGGGCAUGACGAAGCACCAGCCCGCGCUGGACUUCAGCCGCGCCCAGGUCGAGCAGCUCUUCACGCUCAACGUCUUCGGCGCCCUCUCGUGCGCCCAGGCCGCCGCCCGUCGCUUCAUCAAGCACGCCGUCCGGGGCGCCGUCGUCUUCACCGCGAGCAUGACGUCGUACCGCCCCAACCGCGCCGCCCCGAGCGCCCCGUACGGCGCCACAAAGGCCGCCGUCCGCAACAUGACGCACACGCUCGCCAUGGAGUGGGCCAAGCACGGCAUCCGCGUCAACUCCGUCUCGCCCGGCUUCGUGCGCACCGCCAUGACUUACUAUGUCGAGAAGAACCCCGACUGGCCCGACAAGAUGAAGAAUUACGGCGGCAUGCCGCGCUUGGCCAACCCGCAGGAGCUGGGCGGCGCCUAUGUCUAUCUGUUGAGCGAUGUGGCGAGCUAUACCACCGGCAUCGACAUCCCGAUUGCAGGCAUCGUAGGCGCCUGGUAG